This is a messenger RNA of Girardinichthys multiradiatus, 978 nucleotides long. It is a transcript of the gene c2h11orf58, whose product is annotated as chromosome 2 C11orf58 homolog. The record is from RefSeq and is a predicted model, not a curated record. NCBI's taxonomy places the organism in Eukaryota, Metazoa, Chordata, Actinopteri, Cyprinodontiformes, Goodeidae.
GGCACAGGAAGUGUCGUCAGGGGGAGUAAGAAUUGUUGACAAAUCCAGCUAGCCUCUGCUGAGUGGAAUAAAAUACUUCAAUUGUUCUAAACUUAGAGUUAAUAAUGACUUCUCCGGAUGAUAAACACGGGACAAAACGACCUGCAUCUCCCACAGAAGAUGGGUCUACUCAGUGGUCGUCUGCAGAUCUGGGAAGCAAUGACAGAAAGCAAAAGUUCUUACGGUUAAUGGGUGCCACCAAGAAAGAACACACUGGUCGUCUUGUCAUUGGUGACCACAAGUCUACGUCCCACUUCCGGACCGGGCUGGAAGAUAGGCGGAUGAACGAGGAGCUGGAGAUGCAGUACCAGCAGAGCAUGGACGGAAAACUCUCAGGCCGGGACCGGAGACACUGCGGUUUGGGUUUCAGCGACCCGGACCCGCAGCCAGAGCCGGUCGUCUCCCCGCCUGUGGAUAGUCAGACAGAAGAUACUACAUCAGAGAAAUCUUCCAGUGAAAACCAACACACAGAAGCUCAGGAUAAAGAUUCCAGCCCAAAGGAGAAAACAUCAAAACAGGACGAGCUGGACUCAGAUGACCACACCAAAAAACAAAACUUUAAAAUGGCGUUUGUUAAAUCAUCGUAGGAUGAGAGAGGAGUUGGCUUUUCUAUUCUCAAAUUGGGACAGUGUGAUGCUUUUUGUUUGACUUUAGGAGAUCACUCUUCAUUUCUAGAGAUGGGAAGCAUCCUGGUGUGCAUGUUCCGAAAGAAUUUAUUCUCCAGGCUUAAGAAAUGUCUUUUCUUUUCAUAUCAUAGUGUGAAAUAAUGCAAAUGAACCUGCUUUUAUUUCACUUAAAACAUUUUAAUUGUCCUGUAUCUGCCUUGAAAUAUACAGAACGAAACAAGAUCAUUUGCCAUUAAAUGUGAUUUGUGUAGAUAUGACUCCUGUAAUUUUCCGUUUUGUCUUUAAACAGUAAAGUUCAAGUGUUCGCUUUGAA